AUGGAACUAGCUAGUGAUGUUCUUUGUCAAUGUGAUUGUGAGCUUGUGCUAAUGAUCUUUGAAUAUUUAAUGUGUAGGCAUGAGGCAAAGUGCAUUGAAGUAAUUGUUGACACAGUUUUGGAGAGGUUGCAUCAAGAUGUUUCAAAUCUGAAUAUUUCAAAUGUGAAUGGCAACCUGAUCGGAAUAGAGGCUCGCAAGCAAGGAUUGAUUUCAGCAUUCGAACUUGGUUUUGAUGGUGUGUGCAUGGUUGGAAUAUGGGGGGUUGGGGGUGGUGGCAAGACUACUCUUGCCUCUUCUGUUUAUGAUGACAUCUCUAGCAAUUUUGAUAGUUGUUGCUUUAUAAAAAAUGUUCGGGAGGGAUCAUGUAAUAAAGACGGUUUAGAAAGAUUGCAAGAAAAAAUUCUUUGUGGUGUUUUGAAACAAGAACAAGUGCAUGUAACGAGAGUUGAGGAAGGAAAACACAUGAUAAGGCUUAGGUUAUGCCAUAAAAAGGUGUUGAUUGUUCUUGAUGAUGUUGAUCACCUUGACCAACUAGAAGCAUUAGCUGGAUCAGGAAACUGGUUUGGUGAAGGAAGCCGAAUAAUAAUCACGACUAGAGAUCAACAUUUGUUAGUUGCACACAGAGUAAAUGUGAUACACAAUAUUUGCUUGUUAAAUGAUGAUGAGGCCACCAACCUCUUUCGCAAGCAUGCACCCCGGAAUGGCAGACCUAUAGAAGACUAUGAGCUGCUUUCAAAAGUGGUGGUCUAUUAUGCUGGUGGGCUUCCAUUAGCACUUAGAAUUCUCAGUAGUUUUCUAUGUGACAAAGAGAUGAAUGAGUGGAGGAGUGCCUUGGCUAGAUUGAAAGAAAUUCCAUAUGCUAAUAUUUUGGAAGUUCUAAAAAUUAGCUUUGAUGGACUUACAAAGGUUGAGAAAGAGUUGUUCCUUGAUAUUGCACGUUUCUUCGGAAGGGGGUUUAAAAUUGAACGUGCAAUGUUGAUACUUGAUGCUUGUGGCUUUCACCCUCUUAGAGGCAUAAAGGUGCUGGUACAAAAGGCUCUCAUAACUAUUACAGAAGAUGGAGAGUUUGAUAUGCAUGACUUGGUACAAGAAUUGGCACACUACAUUGUUAGAGGAGAACACCCUAAAAAUCCUGAAAAACAUAGUAGGAUAUGGAAGAAGGAAGAUGUUCUAAAAAUAUAUGCAAUGGAUGCAACGAUGGCAGAUGAUUCUGAUAUGUUGCUGCCAGAAACCAAUGAGAUGGACUACUACAACAGCGUGACACGUCUAGAUUGUGGCACUUCUCACGGGUAUGAUCAGACAGCUGAUUCUGAUGAUGAGGAUGAGGAUGGAGACACAAGACUGAACCCUGUGCCUAAGGAGGCAGAGAAAAAUGACAGGAUAGACAGGGAGAUUUUGAAGAUGUUGGAAAAGGGGAAGAACAAGGUAGAGAUGGAGGUUGUGGAUCAGAUGGAAACAAUGGAAGAUAGGAUUGUAAAUAGAAUGAAAGGGUUUCUUCACGAGAGGAUAGAUAGGUUGGAGGAUAAAAUGGUGGAGAGGAUGGAUAUGUUGGAGAAUAGAAUGAUGAAGAUGGAAGGGAUUGUUGUGAAAAGGAUGGAGAGAUUGACAAAUAAAACGGUGGAGAUGGAAGGAGGGGUUGUGCAGAGGAUUGAGAGGUUGACAAAUAAAAUGGUGGAGAGAAUGGAUAUGUUGGAGAAUAGGGUGGGAGAUGUCGACAAAUAA
This is a messenger RNA of Lactuca saligna, 1722 nucleotides long. The record is from the annotation of a GenBank genome assembly. Lineage: Eukaryota; Viridiplantae; Streptophyta; Magnoliopsida; Asterales; Asteraceae.